AUGACCCGAAAACAAUUUAAAUUUGUGGUUGUUGGAGAUGGCGCUUGCGGUAAAACGAGUCUAAUUAUUGCUCAAGGUGGAGGUGAAUUUAACGAGCAGUAUACACCCACAGCAUUUGAUGACUACGCUAUCGAAGCAUUUAUUAACGGCAAAACGGUACAAAAAGUGCUGACAGUGUGUGAUACCGCAGGUGAGGAUGAUUACAAUAGACUAAGACCGUUAAGUUAUCCAGAUGCUGAUGUAUUUAUUGUAUGCUACUCGGUUGAAAGACCUCAGUCCUUGAAAAGCGUUCAGGAGAAAUGGAUACCUGAGAUUCGACGGUUUUGUCCUGAUGUUCCAAUAUUAGUUGUUGGUAACAAAAAGGAUAUUCGUAACGAACAAGAACAACGUCGUAGGAAGACAAGUAAUGCUACUACUAACUGUGAAAAUCAAAGGCAAUUGGUGAAUUUUGAUGACGCGGUCGCAUGUGCCAAGCAGUUUUCAUCCCACAAAGUUAUUGAGUGCUCUGCAAAGACAAAAGAGGGCGUUCGUAAUGUAUUCGAUACUGCAAUACGGAUUGCAAUUGCACAUCGAGCAGGAAGUAGUAGUCGAGUUUUAAAUUCAAUAAUGAAAUUAAAACUUGUUUUUUGA
Messenger RNA from Thelazia callipaeda (thelaziosis nematode), 630 nucleotides. The record is from the annotation of a GenBank genome assembly. Lineage: Eukaryota; Metazoa; Nematoda; Chromadorea; Rhabditida; Thelaziidae.